AAGCAAAUUCAAAAGCUCCUUCUUAUCUUUGAGCACACACCCCAAGGAUCCAUCAUCAUCAUCAAGAUGUGCAGCUUAGAGAAACGCGGCAACAUCUUCUUCCUGACCCUCACCGGCAACGAUGAGCAUCGCCUGAACCCUAACCUAAUUGCCUCUAUCCGAUCUCAACUCUCCCAGGUCCGACAACAGGCAACCCCUGGGACCGUCCUGGUCACUUCCGCCCAAGGCAAAUUCUUCUCCAACGGAUUCGACAUCGCAUGGGCCCAAUCCGCCGGUGAUAAAGCUGUCGCUACCGAUCGCCUUCACCAAAUGGUUGACCUUUUCAAGCCAGCCGUUGCGGAUCUGAUAUCCCUCCCGAUCCCAACGAUCGCGGUGGUAGCAGGGCACGCGGCGGCGGCAGGCAUGGUCCUGGCCGUGAGUCACGAUUACGUAACGAUGAAGAGUGAUCGGUGCGUCUUAUAUAUGAGCGAGCUUGAUAUCGGAUUGACGUUUCCUGAUUACUUCACGGGUCUGUUCCGAUCGAAGAUUGGAUCGGCGAGUGCGAUGAGAGAUGUGAUGCUGAAGGCGGUGAAGGUGAAAUCGAAAGAGGCGUUGGCGAUGGGUCUGGUCGAAUCGGAACACGGAACUGGGGAGGAGGCGAUGGAGGCUGCGGUGCGAAUGGGAGAAGGGUUAGCUAAGAAAGGAUGGAACGGGGAGGUUUAUUCGGAGAUACGAAAGGCUAUAUAUCCCGAGUUAUGUGCCGUCCUUGGAUUGACCACUAAGACAGUCAUUGCCUCUCCACGACUCUAAAUUAUAAGUUUUGUUUGUUCUUUCUUAAUCUGCUGCUGCUGCUGCAAUGUUUUACCAUCUUUUCUUUUGAAUAAAAGUCUACCUACCAGUUUCAGAAAAACCAAACAUUCCAA
Messenger RNA from Impatiens glandulifera, 902 nucleotides. Its product is annotated as enoyl-CoA delta isomerase 2, peroxisomal-like. Gene Ontology annotation, biological process: fatty acid beta-oxidation. The record is from RefSeq and is a predicted model, not a curated record. The transcript has a single exon. NCBI's taxonomy places the organism in Eukaryota, Viridiplantae, Streptophyta, Magnoliopsida, Ericales, Balsaminaceae. Bases 67 to 789 code for a protein of 240 amino acids. Gene Ontology annotation, cellular component: peroxisome. Gene Ontology annotation, molecular function: delta(3)-delta(2)-enoyl-CoA isomerase activity; enoyl-CoA hydratase activity.